Messenger RNA from Rosa rugosa (rugosa rose), 1899 nucleotides. RefSeq lists its product as uncharacterized. Gene Ontology annotation, molecular function: RNA-DNA hybrid ribonuclease activity; nucleic acid binding. The record is from RefSeq and is a predicted model, not a curated record. Lineage: Eukaryota; Viridiplantae; Streptophyta; Magnoliopsida; Rosales; Rosaceae. Bases 1 to 1899 code for a protein of 632 amino acids. The transcript has 4 exons.
AUGAUGUUACGCUUGCGGUCCAAAGCUUUUUGCAAACAGAGUGCUUUUGUUCCUGGUCAUCUGAUUACUGACAAUAUUUUGGUGGCAAAUGAGAUAGUGCAUCUGAUCCAUAACAAGAGAGAGGGUAACGAGGAUUUAAUGGCUCUAAAGCUGGACCUUAGUAAGGCCUACGAUAGAAUGGAGUGGUCUUUUCUUAAACAAGUUCUUCACCGGUUUGGGUUUGCACAAGAUUGGAUUGACAUGGUCAUGCAGUGGGCUGAAGGUUUCUCUGCCUUGAUCCAGCAGAAGCAGGAGCAAGGUCUUCUACCAGGGAUUGAGGUUUGUGAUUCGGCUCCUUCUGUAGCUCAUCUUUUAUUCGCCGAUGAUAGCAUGCUAUAUGCUCAAGCUUCUUUGGAGGCUUGUUAUGAAAUACAAGAUGUUAUUGGGACUUAUGGAAGAGCAUCUGGGCAGCUAGUUAAUUUCAACAAAAGCUCAGUUAUUUUUAGUAGCAAUGUUUCUGAGGGGAUGAGGGACGCAGUGUCUGAGUUGUUGGGUGUGGAGGUAGUCGUUUCACAUGAGAAGUAUCUUGGUUUACCCACUUAUGUAGGCAGGAAAAAGACCGCUAUGUUUCAAUACAUCAAGGACAACUUGGCUAAGAAACUUGAGGUGUGGCAAGGGAAGAUGUUGAGUGGUGCAGGGAAAGACAUUCUCAUUCGGGGUUCCUUCUGGACUGCUGACUCUCACCCAUCUCCAUCUUUCUCGUGGAGAAGUAUCCUCUCCACAAGGGAUUUAUUGAAAGAAGGUUCUUAUUGGCAAGUUGGUAGUGGUACCUCUAUCAAUAUUUGGUCUGCUUCUUGGGUCUCUGCAUUGCCAGAUGGGAAACCGGUUCGUAACAGAUUGGCUGAGGAGGAGGUUACUAUGGUUAGUGAUCUUCUCUCUGCGACGGGGGUUUGGGAUGUAUCUCGGAUCCGACGGUUGUUCCCAAUGGAGGAGGCAGAGGCAAUUCUCCAUAUUCCUCUCAGCUCGAGGUUGGUUUGGAAAUUUGAGCGUAAUGGUGUGUUCUCAGUUAGAACUGCGUAUCGGUAUUCUUUCUCUACAUCUCCAUGUCGAAGGCCUUUUGAUCUGAUGGUCAAUGGUGGUUUUUGGAAGAAGCUUUGGAAAGUCUUGAUUCCUAAUGCAGCGAAGAUCUUCAUCUGGAGGGUCUGUCACAAUAUUCUCCCCUCUCUAGAGCGGUUAGCUUCGAAGAGUGUCGAGUUGGAAUCCCAAGUGUGUAAGUUGUGUGGUCAGGGGGUUGAAACUACCUUGCAUAUCUAUAGGGACUGCCCUUUUACACAGGAGGUGUUGAAGCAGGAUGGCAUUUUGGGACAGGAAUUUAGAUUUCAUAAUUCCAAACCUUCACAUAGCAGUCCACGUCGAGGAAGGGUUGCAAAAUGGGUGGCUCCUCCGGUUGGAUUAUGUAAGAUAAAUAUUGACGGUUCUUUUUUUCACGAAACUAGAGACGGAGGGUUCGGUUUUGUUGUUAGAGAUUCGGAUGGAACCAUGUUGGGUGGCGGUGCAGGGAGCUUAAGGGGUUUACUUUCAGCAGAACAUGCUGAGGUUCAAGCAUGCAUGCAUGCAGUUCGGUUUAUAGCAGCAUAUGGGUUUACCCCUGCUAUUUUGGAAACAGAUGCUAUGGAGCUUCAGAGGCAACUGAGCUCGCUUUCUACUACCAAUACUUCUGUACUUGGUCAAUUAUAUGAUGAUCUGAGUCUAAUGUUGGAUGGCCUGGGCAAUGUGAGGGUUGUUCAUGUUAAUAGGAGGGCAAAUAUGGUUGCCCAUCUAAUGGCUGCACAUGGGAAUGCCUUAGUGCAGGACAAUUUUUAUUUUUUUACUCCUAGUUUUCUUAUGGCAGCUAUAGCAGCUGACCCUUCUUCUUUGUAA